Eubalaena glacialis (North Atlantic right whale) is the source of this 1395-nucleotide messenger RNA. RefSeq names its product unc-119 lipid binding chaperone (gene UNC119). Bases 81 to 806 code for a protein of 241 amino acids. Gene Ontology annotation, cellular component: intercellular bridge; spindle midzone; centrosome. The record is from RefSeq and is a predicted model, not a curated record. Gene Ontology annotation, molecular function: lipid binding. The transcript is spliced from 5 exons. Gene Ontology annotation, biological process: mitotic cytokinesis; negative regulation of caveolin-mediated endocytosis; visual perception. Lineage: Eukaryota; Metazoa; Chordata; Mammalia; Artiodactyla; Balaenidae.
GCGGACGCUCCCCCUUCCUUCGGCUCCAGCCGGCGCAGGCAGCCGCCGCCGCAGCAAGCUAGCUGCGGCCGCGCGAGGCCAUGAAGGUGAAGAAGGGCGGCGGCGGCGGGGCCGGGACGGGGGUGGAGCCCGCUCCAGGGGCCUUGGGCCGGAGCGUGGAGACCAAGCCGGAGCUACAGGCGGAAUCCGAAUCCGGGUCCGAGUCGGAGCCGGAGGCAGGCCCGGGGCCCAGGCCGGGGCCGCUGCAGAGGAAGCAGCCGAUCGGGCCGGAGGACGUGCUGGGGCUGCAGCGGAUCACGGGCGACUACCUGUGCUCCCCUGAGGAGAAUAUCUACAAGAUUGACUUCGUCAGGUUCAAGAUUCGGGACAUGGAUUCAGGCACUGUUCUCUUUGAAAUCAAGAAGCCCCCAGCCUCAGAGCGGUUGCCCAUCAACCCACGGGACCUGGACCCCAAUGCUGGGCGCUUUGUCCGCUACCAGUUUACGCCUGCCUUCCUCCGCCUGAGGCAGGUGGGAGCCACCGUGGAGUUCACAGUGGGAGACAAGCCUGUCAACAACUUCCGCAUGAUUGAGAGGCACUACUUCCGCAACCAGCUGCUCAAAAGCUUUGACUUCCACUUUGGCUUCUGCAUCCCCAGCAGCAAGAACACCUGCGAGCACAUCUAUGAUUUCCCCCCUCUCUCUGAGGAGCUGAUCAACGAGAUGAUCCGUCACCCAUAUGAAACACAGUCGGACAGCUUCUACUUCGUGGAUGACCGGCUGGUGAUGCACAACAAAGCAGACUAUUCCUACAGCGGGACGCCCUGACCCCCAAACCACCCCCUACCCCAGGAGGGUCCUGGGCCCGCAGCUGUGACCACCCCAGCACUCACCUCUCAACCCCAGGUCUUCUGCCUGGGCAGUGCUCCAGAAGCCCUGAACCCUGAGUCAGUGUUGGGAGGGAGGGUGCCUGACGUCCCCCGUCCAAGUCUGUGCAGCCCAUGGGGCAUGGCACGUGGGGUGGGGUGGUGGGGGGCUGUUUGCCUCCAUAGCCAGGAAGACCUCCCAUGGGAGGAGUAGCCAGGACUUCCGGACAGCUGAGCUGGGCCUCUUGGGCCCAAGUUUCAGAAUAGUGUUCCCCUAUCCAGGCUUUGACUAGGUCGGGGCAGGGACCCAUUCCCUGUCCCCUACCCACCACUGACAGGCCAUUUAGAGUUGUUAAUUCACAGAGGAAGGUCCUUGUGGGGUCUGGCAGUCAAGCUUCCCAAGGGGGUCUGGGCCCUGACCGCAGCCCCGGCCUCUACCAUCAGGGGCUGAGAUCCUGCCUGAGGUGUGGGAGGGACCUGCCCAGAUUGCAGCCUGGGGUAGGGGCUGGACCAACUGUAUAUAGUUUUCAAUAAACUCUCCUUUUCUGUUC